Messenger RNA from Metarhizium brunneum ARSEF 3297, 1032 nucleotides. RefSeq lists its product as uncharacterized. The record is from RefSeq and is a predicted model, not a curated record. NCBI's taxonomy places the organism in Eukaryota, Fungi, Ascomycota, Sordariomycetes, Hypocreales, Clavicipitaceae. Gene Ontology annotation, molecular function: 2-oxoglutarate-dependent dioxygenase activity.
AUGCCUCCCGCAUCCGCAGACAUACCCAUCAUCGACCUUUCCGGUCCUCAAGCAGAAGUAUCAAAACAACUAGUCGACGCCGCCGCCGACCACGGCUUCAUCUACAUCCAGAACCUCGGCCACGACAUACCCGCAGCGAGCAUCGACGAUGCAUUCGCCCUGUCCGAAAAGCUGUUCAGCGCACCUCUAGACGAAAAGCAGGCGUGCUCCAUCCAAACCAACAAUCGAGGAUGGACAAGCAUGCACGCCGAGACACUGGACCCCCAGAACCAAAAGGUGGGAGACUUCAAAGAAGCCUUCAACUUUGGCGAGUUCAUAAACAACAAAGCCCAGCAGCCUAUACCGCCCACCGUUGCCGCCGACGAGGCCCGUUUCUCCGCCUUUGCAGACCUCUGCCGCGCCCUGUGUCUCAAAAUCCUCACCCUCCUAGGCCAGGGUCUCCAAGUGAACGAUUUCCUCUCCUCGGCACACUUCAAAUCCCCCGCUGGGAGCGGCACCAUCCUCCGCUUCCUGCGCUACCCUCCGCCGUCGAGCACGUCCCACACCGUCGACGAUGUUCGUGCAGGCGCCCACUCCGACUACGGUUCCAUCACGCUUCUCUUCCGCCUCAGGGGCCAGGCUGGUCUUGAAAUCCUCAAAAAGGACGGCACGUGGGCUCCUGUCCCCGUCUCACCGCCAGGUACUGAAAACGAUCCCAGCCCUCCCAUCUUGAUCAACAUUGGCGACCUGUUGUCGUAUUGGACCAACGGGCUCUUUAGAAGUACCGUUCAUAGAGUGGUGUUUCCUGCGAACCGCGCGGAAGGGGUGGAGGGAGAGAGCAGCACUGACCCGCGAUACUCGAUUGCCUUCUUUUGCCACCCCAUGAACGAUGUCUUGCUGGAGCCCGUGCCGAGUGAGCGCGUGAGGGGCUUCGUCGAGGAGGGUGUGGUGAAGAAUCCGUAUGCCGAGAGAAAGGUCUUGACGGCAGGGGAACACUUGCUCAUGAGGCUGAGAGAGACCUAUGGGACCUUGUACGAAGACAAAAAGGACUGA